Peronospora matthiolae is the source of this 1578-nucleotide messenger RNA. Lineage: Eukaryota; Oomycota; Peronosporomycetes; Peronosporales; Peronosporaceae. The record is from the annotation of a GenBank genome assembly.
AUGGACGCCUCCUCCCUCCGCAUCUCCAAGUUCGAUGGAACUAACUUCCACGCCUGGAAGUUCAAGAUGCAGAUGGUGCUGGAGGAACGGGACCUAUGGGAGGUCGUCAGCGGUGAGAUCAAGGCGGAACAGUGCGAGACUCAGUUGGACCAAGCUACGUACAAGAGGAAGUCAAGAAAGGCGAUGGCAGUGAUCUGUCUAGCCAUGGAAGAUUCCCAGCUACCGUUGGUCCGGUCGGCAAGUGGUGCAUGCGACGCAUGGUCAAGGUUGGAAGACCACUUCGAGAAGAAGAGUCUUGCCAACAAGCUGUUCUUGCGCCGUCGCUUCUUCACGACAAUGAUGGAAGAAGGCGACGAUGUGCUCGAACACAUCAACAAGCUCAAGACGCUGGCGGAACAGCUAGAAGCGGUGGGGGCUCCAGUCUGCGAGGACGAUCUGGUGAUCACACUCCUCGGCAGCCUGAGUGACUCGUAUCAAUUCUUGAUCACAGCUUUGGAGUCGCGCUCAGACACUCUUAGCUGGGAGCUCGUGACGUCUCGACUGCUUCAUGAAGAAAUGAAGCGGAAGGAGCAAGGAAGUAAAGGUGAUGAAGCUUCGCAAGGUCAAGCGUUCAUCACAAGGGACAAUCAGCGCAAAGGGCGACCAGUGAAGAAGUCCUGGCCGUGCCACAAUUGCGGAAAGAUUGGUCACUGGAUGGCGGAGUGCCCCUCGCGCAUCCAAGAAAACACGGAGAGACACCGGCCACAGCGUGCUCAAGACAGCGGCGACCGCUAUCGAUCACAACGUGCAAACGUCGCUCAAGAAGAAGACUCGGGCGACUACCUCUUUUCGAUCGGUGAAACGACAUCUGCGAAAUCGAGCGACAUCUGGCUGGUCGACUCCGGGGCGACGCAGCACAUGACGUGCUCCAAGAAGUUCAUGCGGAACUACAAGGGGUUUGACGCUGUGGAUGUCCAUCUCGCGGAUGAUGGAAUCGUCCAAGCAAUCGGCAGUGGGGACAUUGUCAUGUCGAUGAAGACACCCCAAGGGAUGAAGAAAGGUGUGCUCACAAACGUGUGGCACAUCCCAAAGUUAUCCAGAAACCUGUUCUCGGUCGGCCGCUUCACCAAGGAUGUCGGCCCAGUGACGUUCACGAAGGAUGGGUGCUAUGGAGAAGCGAAAGGGACCAAGUGGAAAAUUGGUGCCCGUGAAGGUAAAGGACUGUUCAAGCUGCAAAUGACUCCAGUGGCGCCGGAACAAGCAAAUGCAGCCAAGUCGUCGGGAUGUCAAGGGGGCACCAAGUCGUACCUCUGGCACCUUCGGCUUGGCCACAUAGGUCACGAUGGACUCAAUUGCAUCGUGACGAAGAACAUUGAAUUUGGCAUCGACAUAUCUUCGGUGAAGAAGUGGGACGUGUGUGAAGGUUGUGCUCUGGGAAAACAGACUCGAGUGCGCUUCCAAUCAACACUACAGCUCGCACCACCAAACUCCCGAACUGACCAACAGCUCGGAACUUCCAUGGCUGACAGAUCACAGCGACGUAUGGACGAUGUCGAUGGCAACUUUCAGUGGAAAACGGUACUUCGUGACAUUCAUUGA